UACAUCUCACAGGGCCUCAGCUGUCAGGAUAGUGUGCACAUCUGGGAGGCUGGUGGGAGCAUGAACGCCUCACAGGGGGGAGCUUUGGCCAAGGCUGCCUGGCUGGACUGCUGUAACCAGUCUGGGUUGCCGUUCAGGCCGCCCGAGGGGACACGAAGGGUGCAGGCGGUAGUGCUGGGUGUGCUGUCGCUGUUGGUGCUCUGCGGGAUCCUGUUCCUGGGUGGUGGACUCCUCCUCCGAGCUCAGGGCCUGGUAGCACCACUGGCUCGGGAAAGGCGGGCAUCCCAUGAGGCUGAGCCUGGUGCCUGUGGAGGGAAUGACUCCUAGGUGUCAGCCUGCCUUGGAAAGUUCAGCUGCUUCUGUGCCUUCCAGAGCCUAUUUCUGUGGAGCCCAGGGGAAGGUCCAUCCCACAAGCUCUUGUCUCCUGCACAGAUGCUGGAGCAAGCUGUGCCCUUCGGAAUGCUCUCCCUCCACCUGCUGCCGCACCGGGAAACCCCUGCCACCCGCCCUUACUCCAUCUGUGCUGCAGAUGAUGGGCUGAAGAUACCUGGACUGUGGUGCCUCCCUACUCUAGGAUCCUAGCACUCAAUGCUGCCUCUGGAGCUGCUCUCUGAUACCUGGGGCGGGUCCAGGAGACCCACGCUCCAGGAACAAGCGAGUCUGCUUGCUGACUGCUGUGUGCCCUGGACACUGACAUGGCUUUACACCCCAACUGCUUGGACAUUAGUGUGUCCUCUGCACACCAGACCCCUGUGGAUACAAGAGUGCAGCUCCUGUCCUGCCUGAUGCCAGACAGGAGUGUCCUACAACCCAGCAACCUAUUGUAACCUAUUGCUGCUGAGAACUGCUGGUUAGUAUCUCCCAUUUGAGAGCGUGUCAACAGCCAUCAGUAAUGCACUAUCACUUUCCUUGGCUUGCUAUUAAAUUGUCCAGAAAUGCA
Mesocricetus auratus (golden hamster) is the source of this 940-nucleotide messenger RNA. It is a transcript of the gene Smim41, whose product is annotated as small integral membrane protein 41. The record is from RefSeq and is a predicted model, not a curated record. NCBI's taxonomy places the organism in Eukaryota, Metazoa, Chordata, Mammalia, Rodentia, Cricetidae. The coding region runs from base 61 to 327 and encodes 88 amino acids. The transcript is spliced from 2 exons.